This is a messenger RNA of Danio aesculapii, 1543 nucleotides long. RefSeq lists its product as uncharacterized. Gene Ontology annotation, biological process: regulation of exocytosis; cell division; cytoskeleton-dependent cytokinesis. Gene Ontology annotation, cellular component: microtubule cytoskeleton; septin ring; synaptic vesicle. Gene Ontology annotation, molecular function: GTPase activity; molecular adaptor activity; GTP binding. The coding region runs from base 144 to 1196 and encodes 350 amino acids. NCBI's taxonomy places the organism in Eukaryota, Metazoa, Chordata, Actinopteri, Cypriniformes, Danionidae. The record is from RefSeq and is a predicted model, not a curated record. The transcript has 12 exons.
GGCAUCAUGGGAUAAGGGCGGAAUUGCAGCGGUUUCCGGAUUCCCUGGAUUGGCCUGCUUGAAAGAAAGAAAACAAGGGAGGUUGAAACACUCUAGAAUUGGUGUUUUAUCACACGUUUGUAAAAGUUGUAAAGCAGAUCAUCAUGUCACAGACUGGAGAAAAAGGAAAGUUUCCUGAUGCUGCUGGAUAUGUGGGAUUUGCCAACCUGCCCAAUCAGGUGCAUAGGAAAUCUGUGAAGAAAGGAUUUGAGUUUACACUGAUGGUUGUUGGAGAGUCUGGGCUUGGGAAAUCAACACUCAUUAACAGCCUGUUUCUGACUGAUCUCUAUCCAGAGCGCUACAUACCUGGAGCCGCAGAGAAGAUCGAGCGAACGGUUCAGAUUGAAGCAUCUACAGUGGAAAUCGAGGAGCGAGGAGUGAAGCUCCGGCUCACUGUUGUGGACACACCGGGAUACGGAGACGCCAUCAACAGCCAGGACUGCUUUAAGACCAUCAUCCAGUAUAUUGAUAAUCAGUUUGAGCGAUACUUGCAUGACGAGAGCGGCCUGAACCGCAGACACAUCGUGGACAACAGAGUUCACUGCUGCUUUUACUUCAUCUCUCCAUUCGGACACGGCUUGAAGCCUCUGGAUGUGGAGUUCAUGAAGGCGAUUCACAGUAAAGUCAACAUUGUUCCUGUGAUCGCCAAAGCCGACACGCUCACACUGAAAGAGAGAGACCGUCUGAAGAGAAGGAUUUUGGAUGAGAUCAGUGAGCACGGGAUCCGGAUCUACCAGCUUCCCGACGCUGAUUCAGACGAGGAUGAAGAAUUCAAGGAACAGACGCGUGUGCUGAAGGCCAGUAUCCCAUUCGCUGUGAUCGGCUCAAACCAGCUGAUCGAGGUGAAGGGGAAGAAGAUCCGUGGGCGUCUGUACCCGUGGGGUGUGGUGGAGGUGGAGAAUCCCGAACACAACGACUUCCUCAAACUGCGCACUAUGCUUGUGACCCACAUGCAGGACCUGCAGGAGGUCACUCAGGAUCUCCAUUAUGAGAACUUCCGUUCAGAGAGACUAAAGCGAGCCGGCAGGGCGGCUGAUGUGGAAGAUGUGAUGGACAAAGACCAGAUCCUGCUGGAGAAAGAAGCUGAGCUGAGACGCAUGCAGCAGAUGAUCGCUCAAAUGCAGGCUCAGAUGAAAAUGAAACCCGGAGACGACUAAGAGUGUGUGUUUGUGUGUCAUCUAUACGUGAACAGGAAGUGUCAUCUGACCGGAGGUUACAUUUAUCCUGCCCAUUUCUAAACACUAUUUGCUUAUCAUAUCAGAUUGAUGGACAUAAUAGUAAACGUUGACCAAGUCCCUCAUCAUCGCAAACACAUGCUCCAUUGUUUAAUCAAGCCUGUCCAGUCAGGUUAGACUCUAUUAAUAAUUUAUAUCAUGGUUCUAUUGACAAUAUUCAGCAUCUGUUCAUCUGUGGAUUGAUCAGGGUUUGUGAUGUCUUUUCAGUGCCAAACACACUUUUAAAGCUGCUUGACUUGUUUAAGUCAUGUAUUUUGUGUGUGUGUAUG